UGAAAAUAGCUUGCUUGGGCUGUCAUGGCUCGCCAGUGUCUCUCCGACGUCCAAAUUUAAACGAUUUCGCAUCCACAACAUUCAACUUUUAGCUAAAAUUGUGUAUGUUAAGUUCUCAAUGCAAGAAGAAAAUUAAUUAGGAUCUUAACAGUAUGGCUUUUGUCAAUAGUAUAGUGCAACAUUUGUCAAGUAUUCUCUUUCAAAAUUAACGUAAUGUUUUUCAAUUGUGAUUUUUAAGUGAGUGUAUCUGCCAACAUGUGGUUUUUGUUGUUUCUACUGUUUACUUCGGUCGAAUCGAGGAAUGACCAUAAGGAAAACCUUACAAUUGGAGGAUUAUUUGAAGAGGAUGCUGGAUUUAUGCGUCACGCAUUCAUAUAUGCUACAGAAUGGGUAAACGAAAACCAUGUUCUUUCUCAGUUCAAUUUGGUACCCGAGGUUCAAGAUGUUGAUCCGUUUGACAACUAUUUAGUAUCCCAACGAGUUUGUGAAAUGCUGGGAGGAGGUGUCGCUGGAGUGUUUGGACCUCGGUCAGUAGACACCAGUGACCACGUCCAGUCCAUCUGUGAUGCCAUGGAGAUACCUCAUGUGGAGAUGAGAUGGGACUCUAGACAACGCAGAGGCUCCUGUCUGGUCAAUCUGUUCCCUCACCCUUCUACAAUGUCCAAAGUGUUUGUAGAUUUAGUGAAAAUGUACGAGUGGGAGAGUUUCGUGGUUAUUUAUGAGGACAACGAUGGACUUAUCAGACUUAACGGUCUUCUGACAUAUUACGACUACAAAGGCUAUCCUGUCACUGUAAGACAACUGGAUGAAGGAGGGAAUUAUAGGCCUACAAUGAGAAGAAUCAAGAACACAAAUCAGAAAAACAUUGUGUUGGACUGUUCUGCCAAUAUUCUAUACGAUGUACUUCUACAUGCUCAACAAGUUGGGUUGAUGGGUGUUGAGUACAGCUACAUCAUUACUUCUUUAGAUUUCCAGACAAUUGAUUUGGAACCUUUCAUGCAUGCUGGAACCAACAUCACUGGCAUUCGCUUCUUUGAUCCAGAAAGUGAGGAAGUUCAAGAAAUGAUGGCGUUUUGGAGGAGCAAAGAGAAAGAACAUGGCUAUGAAAUCACCAAUGAAGUUUUGCUGGCAGAGACAGCUCUUAUCCACGAUGCAGUCUUGUUGUACACCAAAGCGAUCGAUCAGCUGCUGAAAAGUUUAGAGAUUCAACCAAGACCUCUCAGCUGCGACAACAACCACAACUGGGAACACGGCUACAGUAUCAUCAACUACAUGAAAGUUACUGAAAUCACUGGCAUGACGGGGCUCAUCAAAUUUGACCAUGAAGGGUUCAGAACAGAUUUCAAACUUGAUAUCAUUGAGUUGACAACCGAAGGUAUAAUGAAGAAGGGAACAUGGAACACUACAGAAGGAGUCAACUUUACGCAAUCCUUUGAUACUGAAAGUGAAGAGAAUGCUAAAAAAGAUCUUCGAAACGUCACUUUUGUUGUUAUGAUCUCAAUGGUUGAUCCUCAUGCCAUGCUGAAGGAGACAACCACGAAGCUGGACGGCAAUGACAAGUACGAGGGGAUGGGUAUCGACGUGAUUCAUGAACUGUCUCUGAUGAAUGGCUUCAACUACACCUUUCGGGAACAGGAAGAUGGGAGCAGCGGGAACCCAGAUAAAGUCACUGGCAAGUGGAAUGGGAUGCUGGGAAAAGUCAUAAAUAAAGCAACUGACCUUGCUAUAGCUGACAUCACUAUUACCAGACAAAGAGAAAAGGAUGCAGACUUCACAAUGCCUUACAUGAACUUAGGCAUCAGCAUUCUCUACAAGAAGCCCCAGAAGUCUCCCAGUCUAUUCUCCUUCAUGUCUCCAUUUAGUACUGCAGUUUGGCAAUCCCUGAUAGCUGCCUACGUGGGAGUGUCUCUGCUCAUGUACAUCAUCGCCAGGAUAAGUCCCAAGGAGUGGACCAACCCGUAUCCUUGCAUCGAUGACUCUGAAGUUCAAGAGUUGGAGAAUCAAUUCAGCCUGAACAACUCGUUCUGGUUUGUGACUGGCUCCAUAAUGCAGCAAGGAUCUGAACUGGCCCCUAUUUCAGUAUCCACUCGCAUGCUGGCGUCUGUGUGGUGGUUCUUCACUCUCAUCAUCGUCUCCUCCUACACAGCCAACCUGGCCGCCUUCCUCACAGUAGAGCAGAAUGAAGAGAUAUUCCGCAAUGUAGAGGAGCUGGCCAAUCAGAAGCCUAAUGCUCCUGUGUUUGUCAAGUAUGGUGCCAAGGCUGGUGGUGCAACUGAGGGGUUCUUCAAAUCUUCGAACCACUCGACGUAUCAAACCAUGUGGCAGUACAUGCAGGACAACUAUGAAGAUGUGAUGACCAAAAGCAACAAGGAGGGAGUAGACCGAGUGCUCAGCGACACUGAGGAGUACGCCUUCCUCAUGGAGUCUGCGUCCAUAGACUACGAGGUGCAAAGGAAAUGCCAACUGAGACAGGUUGGAAACCCCCUGGAUAAUAAAGGAUAUGGGAUUGCAAUGCACAAAGGAGCUUGGUACAGGAACAUUCUCAGCAGUAGUGUCAUAAAACUCCAGGAAAAAGGUAAACUCACUCAGCUGUACAAGAAAUGGUGGAAGGAGAAGAGAGGAGGAGGCGCCUGUGAUAGUGAUGGUGGAGGCGGUGGUGAAGCCGAGGAGUUGGAUCUGGACAACGUUGGUGGAGUGUUCUUAGUGUUGGUGUUCGGCACCGCCUUUGCUGCCUUGGUGGCAUUUGCGGAGUUGGUAUAUGAGGUCUACAACAAGGAGGACAAGGAAUCUUUUGGACAGGAAUUGAAAAAGGAGUUAAAGUUCAUCCUCUGCUCAAAAGACACGGUAAAACAACUCAAAUCAUCUGAAGAGGAAAAUAAUUCUACUGACGAGAUUGUGGUUGACAAUUUAGACACUGAGAGAAAAUCAAAAACCCCUAAUGGUCUACGAAACCGAGGAUCGGAGGAGUCCUUAUAGUCCUCUUAGCAAAUCAGGAGAUAGCAAAUCAAAUGUUCAUUCAAGUUAAACUUCAAUACAAAUAAUUUUGGCAAUUGCAUGCAAUUGAUACUCAAAUUAAACCUAAUUCUUCUUUGGUAAACUAGAAAUGCUACAUUUUAAGAAUGUACAAGGCUGACCAAAAAAUAAGGUCAUAAUCGAAAUCUCUUCACAGCCAAAAGGACUAGGUCAAAUGACAUCUGAAACCGAUGACAUGUCCUUACUUCAUCCACUGCUAUUCUAGCAGGUUCCUAUCCCCAUAGGACUUUUGGUCCUGUCAUAGUAUUCGAUAAUGUUGUGAUAGGAAAUUGGCGCUCUUCUGCCAAGAAUGAAUCUCUGUUGAUUACUGUUGUGAGUUAAAGGAUUUGGUAUAUUGACUUAGAAAGUGUGCAUAAGUGGCUUAGGAAGUUUGAAGAGGGCCGUACACAUUUGCUCAAUGGGGCAAGCAAUAAUAGCAGCAUGUUUAUCAUUUUCCACCAGUAAUUGAAUUUUAGGAAACUCUGUUUUCUUAUAGGAAUUUUGCUCAAAGGCUGACAAUAGACCUUAAUAGUCUUAUAAAUAGAGAUGUCCUAUAUCAGUUCAAAAAUCCCUUUUGAUCAGUCACGCCGUAAUCCUAAUGCAAAUCUCCUCUAACUUUGGUCACUGCUUGAAACAAGACAAAUGAAUGACAGCUCAGUCUGCCUACACCAAGAAUAACAUUUUGUGCAAAUAUUAAAGACCACUUCCAAACUCCCAUCACCCCUUGUACACAUUUUAUAUCUUUCACCGGCUAGAAUAGUUAAGGAUGAAAAAUAAGGAACACAAUGUUGGCCUUAGAUUUGAUCUAGCUAGAUUAGCUGCGACAGGAGCACGAUGAAGACUUUAAUUCUUGAACAACCCUCGUUUUCUGAUCAGUUUUUUUUUACAAUCAUUUUCAUCUUUUGUUUUAGAUCUUAAAAGGUCAGAAUUUGCUUAUGCUUGUAGUCUAUACAAAUUUCAAACAGUUAAUUCAAUUUUAGUUAAUUAACUAUCUGUCUUCAGACCUCUAUACACCGAAGUGUGGUGACAAAUGGUAGAGAACAUGUUAAACCAUAAUUAUUAAAAUAGUAACAAAUAGAUACAUUGUCAUUGUGGUAUCAUGUCGGCUUAAAACUAUGUUUCUAGUUUAGAAUUUAUUGUCCAAAUAUCAAAACAAUUCACUGAAUGAUAAGUUUUCUUCAUUUUGUAGCAAGAUAUUAAAGAUGAACUUGCACUAUUAUUCAAACCUUAUGCAACAUGUUGUUUUUUAGUUUUAUUUUUAUGAUAAGCAAUUUAUUAUUUCAUAGUAUUUUAAAUGAUAUAUGAAAAUUCGGAAUAUUGUUCUUUAUAUCUACCUUGCUAUGUAAAAAAUUCUUAAUCAAUUUUCAAUCUAAUUGUGAACUCUUACAAAAAUAUAGGUUAUGAUGUGUAGACUUAGUAUUUUGAAAACCUAAGUAGAAGUGCUCAGUAUUAUUAAUAGUUUAGGUCCUUUAAUUACUUAUCUAGUUACUGUAUGACUAAUAUAAACCUA
Macrosteles quadrilineatus (aster leafhopper) is the source of this 4522-nucleotide messenger RNA. Its product is annotated as glutamate receptor ionotropic, kainate 2-like. Gene Ontology annotation, biological process: synaptic transmission, glutamatergic; monoatomic ion transport; modulation of chemical synaptic transmission. NCBI's taxonomy places the organism in Eukaryota, Metazoa, Arthropoda, Insecta, Hemiptera, Cicadellidae. The record is from RefSeq and is a predicted model, not a curated record. Bases 256 to 2976 code for a protein of 906 amino acids. Gene Ontology annotation, cellular component: plasma membrane; postsynaptic membrane. Gene Ontology annotation, molecular function: transmitter-gated monoatomic ion channel activity involved in regulation of postsynaptic membrane potential; glutamate-gated receptor activity. The transcript has 18 exons.